Molecule: messenger RNA, 639 nt
Organism: Heterotrigona itama
Lineage: Eukaryota; Metazoa; Arthropoda; Insecta; Hymenoptera; Apidae
Source: the annotation of a GenBank genome assembly
AUGACCAUAUUUCAGGAAUGGGAAAAUAGCAAUACUGCAAGUGUAAUAACGUACCUUGUAUUGCAAAUGACAACCAUAAUCGACACAUUCACGAAUUGCUACGUUGGUCAACUUCUUAUCGAUGAGGGCAAUAUUGUUAAAAAGAUAUCAAAUACGUUAGACUGGUAUCAACUGCCUGUGAAAAAGGCACGCUAUUUGAUCAUAGUUAUUGCUAUAUCGAAUAACCCAAUGAAAGUCACAGCAGCAAAUAUAAUACAAUUGUCUCUAAUUACGUUUACUAAUUUCUUGGAUGAUUUAAGAAAUGAUUGGUUGAAUGCUACGGAAGAGGAUCAAUGGAUUUACAAAGCCAGAGCCACUAAUGGACACAGAUUGAUGAUGUCGUUCAUGAUCCUUUUACACACCGGCGGUACGAGUUUACGAACAAUCACUCCAUUUUUGAGAGAUAAGAUCAUCCUACCGAAUAACACAACUAUAAGAUUUUUACCGUGUUCUGGUUACUUUUUCUUCAACGAGCAACUCAGUCCCAAUUACGAGAUCAUUUUUUUCACACAGUCUUCUGCGGAUUCAUCAAUUACACGACAUUAUCUGGAGUUCUCGGACUUUGCACGAUACUUUGUCUACACACGUGCAGCAUGCUGA